Clarias gariepinus (North African catfish) is the source of this 1764-nucleotide messenger RNA. RefSeq names its product cytochrome P450 3A30-like. The transcript is spliced from 13 exons. Gene Ontology annotation, molecular function: heme binding; iron ion binding; steroid hydroxylase activity. The record is from RefSeq and is a predicted model, not a curated record. Lineage: Eukaryota; Metazoa; Chordata; Actinopteri; Siluriformes; Clariidae. The coding region runs from base 88 to 1620 and encodes 510 amino acids.
CUCUCACACACACACUCUCACACACACUACAAUAACAACUUACUAAUAUUAAGAGUAUUAACACUUCUAACACUGAGACUAAUCAGGAUGGAGCUCUGGUGGAGUUUAUCAGCUGAGACCUGGGCUCUGAUCAUCAUCCUCAUCAGCCUCAUCCUGCUGUAUGGGUACUGGCCGUACGGGUUUUUCAAGCGGUUGGGAGUUUCCGGUCCCAAACCCGUACCAUUUUUUGGAACCAUGUUAGAGUAUCGUAAGGGAAUACAAACCUUUGAUAUGGAGUGUUUCCAGAAGUACGGCAGGAUAUGGGGUAUAUACGACGGGAGACAGCCGGUCCUCUGUGUCAUGGACAGAGAAAUCAUCAAAACUGUCCUGAUUAAAGAGUGUUACUCUCUCUUCACUAACCGCAGAAAUUUCCGUCUGAACGGCCCUCUGUAUGACGCCGUGUCCAUCGUCGAGGACGAGGAUUGGAGGAGAAUCAGGAGCGUUCUGUCUCCGUCCUUCACCAGCGGAAGACUGAAGGAGAUGUUUGGAAUUAUGAAGUCCCAUUCUCACACUUUGGUUAAAAAUCUGCAGAAGACGUCGGAGCAAGGAGAAUCAGCAGAUAUCAAAGAGUUUUUCGGAGCGUACAGUAUGGACGUGGUGACGAGCACAUCGUUUAGUGUCGAUAUCGACUCCCUGAACAACCCCAAAGAUCCCUUCGUAUCCAACAUCAAGAAAAUGCUCAAAUUUGACUUUCUCAACCCCCUGUUCCUCACCGUUGCGCUCUUCCCCUUUACUGCACCACUCUUUGAGAAAAUGGAAUUUGCCUUUUUCCCGACUGCAGUGACUGAUUUCUUUUACGCCUCGCUGCAAAAGAUCAAGUCUGAACAUAUGACUAAGGAUCAUAAGAGACGAGUGGACUUCAUGCAGCUGAUGAUCGAUUCUCAGAAAUCAGAAAACGACCAUCUGAAUGUUAAGGGUCUGAGUGAUCAUGAGAUCCUGUCCCAGUCAAUGAUGUUUAUCUUUGCUGGUUAUGAGACGAGCAGCAGCACACUGUCAUUUCUUUUCUACAAUCUGGCCAGUAAUCCCGAGACCAUGAAGAAACUACAGAAAGAAAUAGACACAACUUUCCCUAACGAGGGUGAAGUUGAUUAUGAUGGUGUGAUGAACAUGGAUUAUCUGGAUGCUGCUCUGAACGAGUCGCUCAGGUUGUACCCGGUCGCACUUCGCCUGGAGAGAGUCUGCAAAAAAACUGUUGAAAUAAGUGGCAUUACAAUCCCUAAGGACUCAGUCGUUAUGGUCCCCAUUUACGCCCUGCAUAGAGACCCUGAAUACUGGCCUGAUCCAGAGACCUUCAACCCUGACAGGUUCACUCAGGAGAAUAAGGAGAGCAUCGAGCCGUAUGCGUACAUGCCGUUUGGGUUAGGACCCAGGAACUGCAUCGGGAUGAGGUUCGCCCUCGUGAUCAUGAAGCUGGCUGCUGUUCAGAUACUGCAGAGAUUCGACAUCAGUCUUUCUGAGGAAACGAAGGUUCCUCUGGAGCUGAACAACAGUGGACUUCUGGCUCCUAAAAACCCCAUAAAACUUAAAUUCACACCGCGGAAAAUGACCAACUCCUGCAACAACAAUCACAAUAACUCAUAGACUAUUAAAGGUCCUACUUUCCUGCUUGCCUUGUAGAAAGUUUAAAUGCUUUUGUUGUGUAAUGUGUGUAAGGUGUGUAAUGAAGUUCCCACGGUGUUUCCUCUGUCUAUACACCAGAACCAAUAAAGUGGACUGAACAACGUC